AUGUCUGGUUACGAUAGACACAUUACCAUCUUCUCGGACCAGGGUCGUCUCUACCAAGUCGAGUAUGCGUUCAAAGCCAUCACCGCCGCAAACAUCACCUCGAUAGGUGUUAGGGGGAAGAAUUGUGCCGUUGUGUUGUCCCAGAAGAAAGUUGCCGAUAAACUGAUCGACCCUUCGUCCGUCACGCAUAUCUUCAGGCUCUCUCCUUCGGUCGGCUGUGUGAUGACCGGGUCUAUUGCUGAUGCAAGAGCUUACGUUGACCGUGCUCGUGGUGAGGCUGCCGAGUUCCGAUACAAGUAUGGUUACGAGAUGCCAUGCGACGUUCUUGCCAAGCGUUUAGCCAAUAUCAACCAGGUUUACACACAAAGAGCUUACAUGCGCCCGCUCGGUGUUGCGAUUACCCUGGUCUCUGUCGACUUGGAGAAGGGACCACAACUCUACAAGUGUGACCCUGCCGGUUACUAUGCUGGAUACAAGGCCACUGCCGCGGGCCCGAAACAGCAGGAGGCGCUCAACCACAUGGAGAAGAAGCUGAAGAACAAGGAUUACGCAGAGGGCAGCUGGGAGGAGGUUGUCGAGCUGGGGAUUACGGCAUUGAGCAGUGUGCUGAGCGUGGAUUUCAAGAAGCACGAAUUGGAGAUUGGCAUCGUCGGUGCUCCUCGAGCAGACGGCAAGGAAGGCACAGAUCCAAACUUUCGGGCACUGACAGAGGAGGAGAUUGACGAACGGCUGCAGGCCAUUGCCGAGAAGGACUAA
Messenger RNA from Aspergillus mulundensis, 756 nucleotides. RefSeq names its product proteasome core particle subunit alpha 1 (gene prs2). Gene Ontology annotation, cellular component: proteasome core complex, alpha-subunit complex; proteasome core complex; cytosol. The record is from RefSeq and is a predicted model, not a curated record. NCBI's taxonomy places the organism in Eukaryota, Fungi, Ascomycota, Eurotiomycetes, Eurotiales, Aspergillaceae. The coding region runs from base 1 to 756 and encodes 251 amino acids. The transcript is spliced from 5 exons. Gene Ontology annotation, biological process: ubiquitin-dependent protein catabolic process.